AAAUUGGGGUCACCAACAUCAUUGAAAGACAUCAAUUGUAGUGAAGAAUCAACCAACCAAUAAUAUUAAUUGUUCUUUGCUUUGCAAAUAUUUGUUUGUGAGAAAAUAUGUCAGGCUGUAAUUGUGGAAGCAGUUGCAAUUGUGGCGAUAGCUGCAAAUGCAACAAGAGGUCAAGUGGAUUGAGCUAUGUGGAAGUGGAAACCACAGAAACCGUGAUUCUCGGCGUUGGUCCGGCAAAGAUCCAAUUUGAGGGUGCUGAAAUGGGUGUUGCAGCUGAGGAAAGUGGGUGCAAGUGUGGAUCAAACUGCACAUGUGACCCUUGCAACUGCAAGUGAGAUGCAACAUAUGAAAGUUUGAAGCAGAGAUAAUAAUGGUAUCAAUAUGUAUAAUUGUGUGUAUGAGUGUACACAUUUAAUGUAUAAGAAGCAUAUACUAGUAUGUAUGUGUUUGCUAUUAUAGAAUAAUAAUAUAAUGUGUUCAUGGAUCUCACUUUCAACAAAUUGAAAUAUUCUUAGAUUUUGUUGAAGGUGUUAUGAGAGCUAUGUGGUUGCUUUGUGUUUGGUUGGCUUGUGUAAACUAUACCUAAUUUGAAUCAUAAAUCUCUGCAUAUUAUAAAUGGAAGUUUGGUUUUAAUCAA
Messenger RNA from Trifolium pratense (red clover), 637 nucleotides. Its product is annotated as metallothionein-like protein 1. Gene Ontology annotation, molecular function: metal ion binding. Bases 108 to 335 code for a protein of 75 amino acids. The transcript has 2 exons. NCBI's taxonomy places the organism in Eukaryota, Viridiplantae, Streptophyta, Magnoliopsida, Fabales, Fabaceae. The record is from RefSeq and is a predicted model, not a curated record.